This is a messenger RNA of Hydractinia symbiolongicarpus, 9487 nucleotides long. RefSeq lists its product as uncharacterized. Gene Ontology annotation, cellular component: cytoplasm. The transcript is spliced from 4 exons. NCBI's taxonomy places the organism in Eukaryota, Metazoa, Cnidaria, Hydrozoa, Anthoathecata, Hydractiniidae. The coding region runs from base 6087 to 9281 and encodes 1064 amino acids. The record is from RefSeq and is a predicted model, not a curated record.
UAUUUCUAAACAACAUGGAUCAAGAAAAGGGAAAGUUGCGAUGUGUUUACAUGUACAAAUUGAGAUACGUUUCUUAAAAAGCUAAGCAAAACAAGUCUAUAUGCGUUCAAACUUUAUCGAAGCAUGUUAUCAGAGAGAAUAGGAAACUCCACAAUUUGCUUUUAUGAAUUAUUUAAAAUGUAAAGAAGUUUUUGAUGUGGUAUACAUUUUUCAAUACUCUACUAAUAAAUCCUGUUGUUAUCAAUAGCUGGAUCGCUCUGACCUUAGCAAGUAUAUAGUUUUAGUAAAUUUAACUUUUUACAUAACCGUUGUUUGACACCUUCGGUUUUGUUAGACCUUUGGCAUUUUUAUUUUAUUUUAUUUUUACUUUGUUGUUGGACCUGCUUAUAUUUUUAAACGUUUUGUUUCAACGGGUAUAAAUAUGAUACAGAUUGUGAGCAACCUCAUUCCCAGGGCUUUUUUUCUCUUUUAUUAUUUUUUUAUUGUUGCAUGCUUAGACGUUUUGUUUCGGUGGUUAUAGAUAGAGAAUAAUAAAUAAAUUGUGACUUUUAAAAAUUCUAAUUAUUGUGUUCUAUGUUUUUAUUUGGCACUCCUCAUAUGGACUCGAUGAGAGAUUCAGUGGAUUCUUCUACGGGACUUCAGCUAGUAGGAUUAUUAAUUUGCACUGUAAAAUCCACUUAGGCAGGACUACAUUGGAAAUGAGAAUCGUAACUUGUAUUUUGAUGACGUCUGCCAGGACCCGUCAAUACAAUAUUUUUUUCCUAGAAUUUGUUGACACGUUGCUUCCAAUGUGUAGAGCAUGAAACACUAAUCAAAAUAAUGCAUAGAAUCAUGUACAACACCAACAAUAAUAAUCUAUAUAAUAAUACGCUAAGUGUGUCUGUGACAGGCAAAGUGGAUGUCUUCAUUUUCCUUUGAUGUUGCCGAAAAGAAAUCUUUGAUGUUGCCGAAAAAAAUAUGUCUUCUUUGUCGUGAAAAGGCGCGAGUUUUGUGUGGUUUGUUAAAUGAAGUUCUAGCGCAAAGUAACGGAAAUUGUGUUUGCAAAAAAGAUGGCUGUCCUUUUUAAGCAUUUGUCUUCUCUUGCCUUCAAAAUAAAUCUUUACAAAAGCAUUUAAAAAGGGGCAUGGUAUAUAAAUGAAGUAUAGAAAGGUUUGUUUAUGAUUUUUAAAGUUUUGAUGAUAUUAUUGAUGCGAGACAUGUUUGUUAGCUAGCAUCAACCACACCAACAACAACUAGCUAGGUAGCUAGGAAUUUAUAAAUAUGUAGCCAUGUUCUUUAUACCUAGCUAAGUCUCCAGUUUAUAUUUUAGUGACCAGCUAUUAGCUGCUGUAGCUACCUUAUGUUAGCUUCAGUUUUAUGUUGCUUUUUGCAUGUAAGCUAAUCUUAGUGGUCUUUGCUAAGAAUGUGACUGUAACUUAUUUUAAUUGACAUUCUAAGCUUAAAUUAACAAGCCACAACAACUUUUAAAAAAGUAUUACAUAAUAUUUAAGAAGAGUUUAAGGACUGUUUUUAAGCAAAUAAUGUAUUUUUCACAAUUUGUGUAUGCAAAAAAUGUAUUUUUCACAUUUUGUGUAACUAAACUUAAAUACAUCGGUUACAUGCAAUAUGACGAAACAAUUUUUAUUUAACAUGUAGUAAUUCUGGUACCUUAAGUGUAGUGAUUUUUGUUGUUCUAGCUGUUCUGACUAAAAUGUUUUUGUUUAUUGCAUUUUGUCUCAAUUAAGAAAAGUUUCAACUUUUUUGAGGGAGUACAACACCGAAAAAAGUUUUUUUAUAUUUUGUAGAAAUUCUUACCGGGCAGGACUCUGCACAACAUACCGAAAUGACUGAUCCCUCUCUAUUUAUAAAUUUGAUGCGUUCCAAAUCACAGUUUUUUGAAAUUUUGGGUAAUAUUUAGUGAGUACAAGAUGCAAAUACUGAUUUUUGUUGAAUCAGAAGUAUUUUCUACAACCAUUCUUUUUUUACACUUUUGUGGAGAAAAAGUGUAUGCAAUGUCAUCCAAAUAACUGAUUUUGUUGCAAACUGUUUUUCUUUUUCACAUUUUGGAUUGAAAUAUUGUUAUAAAGGGCAUAUAUCAAUAGACAUAUAUAUACCAAAAUAAUUAAAUUCUGCAGGGGGGUGUAGACAUUUGAUUGGAAAUUUACAUGGGUUUUUGUCUUUAUUUUAAUUUAUGAAAGGAUGGUUGUUCGGUUCGGGAAGGUUGUUUGUGUUCUUGUUUGUCUUGCAAACUGCUGUUUUUUAAAAUUUUCUUUUUUUUGUGGGAAAAAGACCACAUGCAAAUAUACUGAAAGCACAAAUUUUGUAGAAUUGGCCUCCACUGAAGGCUGUGGUGUAAGCUAAUAGCUUUUUCAUAGUUCGUAUUAUAAACUUUUGUUGGGGAGAAUUAAACUGUAUGUGAUGUCAUUUUUGCUGGAAGAAAAUUCCAUGGUUUCACGUUUUUGUUAAGAUUUUUAUAAUUGUGGUAAUAUAUAACUGUGUUUGGUGAUGAUGAAAAAACUUUUUUGUAUUUUAUAUUUUAUGAAAUGCCAGAUUUUUCUAUAAUUUGAUGUGUUUCAUAACCUUUUUGUAGAAGAUUUAUGGACAAUAGCAAUAUAGAACAUGCUAAAUGAACUGAUUUUUGUUGAUUUGGAUGUGCUCCUCAAAAACAGAUCUGUUUUACAUUUUGUGUUAACUUUUGUGAGGACGGACCGUAUAUGCACUUUGUUUUCCAAAAAUCAUAUCUUUGUUGAUUCAAAUUUACUCCUUCUUUAUUUUUGACAUUCACAUUUAAAAUGGUUGGUAAAGGUAACUACAGAUCAUCAUACUAAGGAAAAAUUUUUUGUGUUCUUAGCCUGUUAAUUUUUACAAUUUGUGUAUAUAUAUUUUUUGGAAACAGGAUAGUAUGUAAUCGAAUAAAUGAUUUUCCAGAUAUAAAUUUGAUGUUUUAUGAAACUUCUGAUUGAAAUAUUAAAGGUUUUCAAUGAAGUAAAUAUUUGAGAUGUCUUAUUUCUGACUUUAUUACUGUAUUAUUGUAAGUGUUGUACUUGAUUCUAUACAUUAUUUUGAUUAGUGUUUCAAGCUCUUCACAUAAUCUUUGUUGAUUCAAGUUUAUUCUUUGCUUAUUGAUUUUUUGACAUUUAUGUUUAAAAUUGUUGGUAAAGGGCAGUACGGAACUAAAAGAGAAAAUUUUUGUGUUCUUAACUGGUUGAUUUUUACAUUUUGUGUAAAUUUUUGUGGGAGAGAAAGGUAUGCAACUGAAAUGACUGAUUUUUCUAGAUUUAAAUUUGAUGUUUUCCAAACUAUGGCUUUUUUAUAUUUUUGUAUAAGCGUAAGGGAAAAACAAUAUUUAAACUGUGUAAAAAACUUAUUUUUGUUGAUUUGUGCUAACUCUUGGAGGCCUCCUUUUUGACACUUCAGAAUAAAAUACUGAGGGUUUUCAACAUAAUCACUAAUAAGAUGUAUGUACAUAAUUGAGAUGCGUUAUUUCUGACAUUGUUAUUAUCCGUGUUGUGACUGUUGGUGUUGUAACUGUCGGUCUUCUUACUGUCGGUUUUGUGAGUUUAGUGUUGUGAGUGUCGAUGUUUGAGUGUCGUUGUUGUAACUUUUUAUCAACUAGAUUUUACACCUUGCAAGCUGUUCUUUUUUAUUUUGUGUAAGAUUUGUGUGGAGGAUUUAAUGCGAUUUGAUAUUUGACAUUUUGUGUAAGAUUUUAAGAACAUUUUUUUGUAUAUGCACUGCUGACGUCAGAAAAACAUCUAAAAGAACCUAUUUUCCCAUUGUCCUUCUGCCUAAGUGGAUUUCUCCACGGGCCUUAUCGACUAGUAAUCUCUAUAAUAAUACGCUAAUUCCGUGUGUCUGUCUGUCACUUUUGCAAAGUGGAUUACAUUCUUCAAAUUUUCUUUAACAAAUUCUAUAAAACAUCGCCUAUAAAAUUGUUCUGUAAUUUACCAAACUUUACCGAUAAAAUAGUAUUGACGUCAAAGGAAAGUUAAUUAAGAUUAGUGAAGCCAUUACAAUGUACUUAAAACUUUGAGGCCAAAUAACUUGGAAACGAGGUGGUGACGUCAAUGUUUUUUCACCGCGUGGGUAACUAGGGACAACCUGGGACCAAUUUGGGUAAGUUUUUCAAACCUGGGUCCCCGAAUCCGUUUCGGAAUGGACGGUUUGAUGACGUGAUCAAAAAACCUUUAAACCUUGAUAUCUCUGCAACCGUUUGUCAAAGAUACAUGAUCAUAUACAUUUUCUUGAUCAGCAUUUCAAGAUCUAUACGAUGAAGGCAACAGGUAUACAAAAUUCUAAAAAAAUAUAUUUAUUUUGUAUUUGCACUGCUGACGUCAGCAAAAAAACUAAAACAACCUGUUUUUCCAUUGUCCUUCUGCCUAAGUGGAUUACUCCACGGCGGGCCUUAUCGACUAGUCUAUAUAAUAAUACGCCAGUUCCGUGUCUCUGUGACAGGCAAAGUUGAUAUCGCCAUUUUCCUUUGAUGUUGCCGAAAUUCUCUUUGAAGUCGCCGAAAAAAUUAUGUCUUCUUUGUCGUGAAAAGCUGCGAGUUUUAUGUGGUUUGUUAAAUGAAGUUCUAGCACAAAGUAACGGAAAUUGUGUUUGCAAAAAAGAUGGCUGUUCUUUUUAAGCAAUUUCUACUCUUUCCUUCAAAAUAAAUCUUUACAAAAGCAUUUAAAAAGGGGCAUGGUAUAUAAAUGAAGUAUAGAAAGGUUUCUGUAAGGUUUGUUUAUGUUUUUUUCAGUUUUGAUGAUAUUAUUGAUGCGAGACAUGUUUGUUAGCUAGCAUCAUAAAACCAACCACACCAACAACAACCUAAUAGCUAGCUAGCUCGGACUUUAUAAAUAUGUAGCCAUGUUCUUUAUACCUAGCUAAGUCUCCAGUUUAUAUUCAACUGACCAGCUAUUAGCUGCUGUAGCUAGCUUAUGUUUGCUUCAGUUUUAUGUUGCUUUUUACAUGUAAGCUAAUCUUAGUGGUCUUUGCUAAGAAUGUGACUGUAACUUAUUUCAUUUGACAUUUUAAGCUUAAAUUAACAAGCCACAACAACAUUUAAAAAAGUAUUACAUAAUAUUUAAGAAGAGUUUAAGGACUGUUUUUAAGCAAAUAUUGUAUUUUUCACAUUUUGUGUAUGCAAAUAAUGUAUUUUUCACAUUUUGUGUAACUAAACUUAUAUACAUCGGUUACAUGGAAUAUGACGAAACGAUUUUGAUUUAACAUGUAGUAGUUCUUGUACCUUUAGUGUAGUGAUUUUUGUUGUUCUAGAUGUUCUGACCAAAAUGUUUUUGUUUAUGACAUUUUGUCUUAUUAAGAAAAGUUUCAACUUUUUUGAGGGAGUACAACACCGAAAAAACUUGUGUUUUUUUUAUAUUUUGUAUAAAUUCUUACCGGGCAGGACAACAUACCGAAAUGACUGAUCCCUCUCUAUUUAUAAAUUUGAUGCGUUCCAAAUCGCAGUUUUUUGAAAUUUUGAGUAAUAUUUAAUGAGUACAAGAUGCAAAUACUGAUUUUUGUUGAAUCAGAAGUAUUUCCUGCAACCAUUCUUUUUUUACACUUUUGUGGAGAAAAAGUGUAUGCAAUAUCAUCAGAAUAACUGAUUUUGUUGCAAACUGUUUUUCUUUUUCACAUUUUGGAUUGAGAUAUUGUUAUAAAGGGCAUAUAUCAAUAGACAUAUAUAUACCAAAAUAAUUAAAUUCUGCAAACUUUGAUUUUGUCGUUCACCUCUCAUCUUUUAUAUUUUGAUUAAACUUUUGAGGAAAAUCAUAGGAAUUAUUUAGAAUAUGUAUUUUGUGUUGGAAAUUUAGUGCAAAAAUUGACGUAAAAUGAACUGUUAAAUUGAUUGUUGUUGUUUUAACAUGAAUUAUGACUCAAACUUUGUUUUUGCAUUUCUAAUUUGACUAAUUAGCCUAAAAAUUUGCCAAUUGGUUUUACACUCUGUUCUUUUUUAUAUAUAUUUUAUGUGAACAUAGAAGUACACAAGUAAAGUUAGAAGCCACAAGAAGUUAAUUCGAAAGUGAAGAGUGGAGCUAGAAGUAGUAAAGAAAAGUUAGAAGUAGAAAAUGAAAGCUUGGGUUUAAAGUAGAUUUGGAUUCACAAAUAGACGUAUAGCUAUGGCGGCAGCAUCACAAGCUGGAGGGUCCACUCCACAAGAUGUAAUUAAUAAAAAUGAAUACCAAGUCAAACUGGUUGCUCCCAUCAACGAAUGCUGUGAUUAUUUACUAGAUAUGCUACAUGACCCGGGACGUGGUGACAUGCCGAAAGAUAAAGUAAAACUGUAUCAAGCAUUGAAACCAUUCGAGAAAAAAUUGCAAAAGCAUAAUUUAGAUAUUGCACUUCCAGGAAACGGGGAAACGGAUUCGAAAUCGUUUGAUAUCACAACUCUUUGUGAUAUAUUGAUAAAUUGCUGCCCAAAAAUAAAAAAACCAAAGGGUGGUUGGAAAAUCAAAGCACCAAAAGAAACUGAUUUAAGUGACGGUGCUGAAAUCAUUCGGAUCAGAAACGCAAGAAAUAGUGUUAUGCAUGCUAAAGCGCUAUCUGAGGCAAAAUAUGUUGAGUUAUGGGACGCAAUACAAGCAAUUUUACAUCGGAAUGGUUACGAUAUAAAAAAAAUAACUGACUUAAAAACGCUUUCCUUGAAAGAAUACUGUUUGAAAAAUGAAUUGUUUCAAAUUAAGUUACAAAAAGCAGAACAAGAUAUUAUGAAAGAUGAUGUAAAACAAAAUAAAGAUAGAAUCAAACAGAAUAAAGAUGGAAUCAAACAGAAUGAAGAUAGAAUCAAACAGAAUGAAGAUGGAAUCAAACAGAAUGAAGAUAGAAUCAAACAGAUUGAAGAUAGAAGCAAACAGAUUGAAGAUAGAAGCAAACAGAAUGAAGAUAGAAGCAAACAGAAUAAAGAAGAAAUUAGAGCAUUGAAGGAGGACAAUGAAACUUUAAAAAAAUCGAAAGAGUUCACAAAACUUGCAAGCCUGGAUGCUUUGAAGAUUGUUUCAGAAAAGAUUGGAAGUAAGUGGAAGGAUUUGGCCAGAGGACUAAAAAUCAUAUCAAACGUCACUGUAGACAUAAAUGAUGAAAUUAAAAGAAAGAGACAUAGUGAAGACGAAAGUUCGGAAACUUCUAACAAGAAACAAAAACUUGGCGAAUACAAGGUUGCCCAUAAGAACGAGGAAAAAUGUCUUAAUGAAGUUAACAUGAACAAAUGCUUUGAUAAUAUCAGAAGUGAAAUUCCAUGGGAUGAGCUGAAAAAUCAAUUAAAAUUAAUAGAGCGUCAGGAUAUUGUUGAUACAAUCACGUCAACAACGUGUUGUACGCGCGGGUUGAAAGAGUGCUCCAUAUCACUUAAGCAACAAUACAAGAAAGAAUUAUCGGAUUGGAAAAUGGCUUCAGCGUUUAAAACUGAAUCUGGUAGAAAAUAUACAAUCAAAGAUCGUAGUAAUGCCUAUGUAGACUUGGUAGUAGGGCAAUGGAAUGAAACAUUUGCUAGCGAUCAAGAACACUUUCAAAAGAACAUUAAGUCAAACAAAGAAAAAAUCGACAUAAAGAAUAUCGUUCAGCAAGGUGAUGAAGCCAUUUUAAUUAGAGGUAUUGCAGGUAUUGGCAAGACUUCGUUCGUGGAGAAUUUUGUUUUACAAUGGGCAAACGAGAACAUUUUGACAGAUAUUGACUUUGUGUUUAAAUUUACAUGUCGUGAGCUAAACGCGGUAGGAAAUAUCUCUAGCUGGGAAGAACUUGUGAAACGAUUUUUUCCAAACAUUGGCUAUUUUGAUGGGCUAUUUAAAAAUUUAAUUGAAAACAAUGCUAGAGUUCUCAUAAUCAUUGACGGUAUCGACGAAUUUCGAUACCUUAAUGAUCUAACCAAAUAUUCAGAGGGAAAAUUUGCACAAGAUUUUGUUUCCCUUAUUCACGAUGCAAUCGUCCAGAAGAUAUCCCUACUUUCAAAAGGCAAAGUGAUUGUAUGCGGACGACCGCAGGCUUGUGAUGUCAUUAAAAACAUACUCCAAGAAAAGAAUUCGCAGCUUAAAUUAAUUGAAGUGUCCGGCUUUAGUGAGGACAACGUUGACACUUACAUUAGGAAAUUUUUCCUAUGUAAUGAAGAGAAAAUUAAUUCUUUGAAGACUGCCCUUAAUGAGAUUGAAAACCUUAAAUCCAUGGCUUAUAUACCUAUUUAUUUGUAUAUAAUAUGUACCGUUUUUAAUUCGGAACAGAAGCUGGAAGAACUAAAUACGAUCACAAAAUUGAACAUUGCAGCAUGCUUGGUAUUUUUGAGGGACCACAUGACCGAGUUUAAAGGAAAAAAUUGUGCGCUCAUUAAAUUAUCUGAGAGCGAACAUGUUUUACGGAUGAUUAAAAUUACUUCGGAAUUUGCGUUUAAGUCACUUGAGCAGCAAAGAAUUCUUUUCACACAAAAGGAAUUUGAAAAUGUAGAUAAGGAUUGCUUAAAAACUAUUGAAGAAUCUGGUAUCAUUGAAAAAGUUGAAGGGGAUGAUGAUGGUGACUUUUAUCAGUUCAAGCAUUUGGUUUUGCAGGAAUUUUUUAGUGCUGUUUACAUGUUUCUUGUUGGAAUUGAUGUUGAACCAGUAUCAAAACUUCCAAAUAUGAGGAAUUGUAUUCCUUUGUUGGCUGGGUUGUAUGGAUUACUGAAGAACAAUGAAAACGUCUCUCAGUAUAUCAAGAAAUUUGUUAUUGGUUUAAAUGCAUCACCGAGCGAUUUAACUGUAGAAAACUUGUUCCAAUUCAACGAUAAAGAAAUUUUCCUGUCGAUAUACCACGAGUAUCGAGGUGAAGUUUCAGCAGAUGUUAUAAGACGUGUCUGGAAAAAUAGAAUUUUGAGUAUAUCUUAUCAUCACACUUUUAGCCAGUUUAUUUUUUUUUUUCUGAAGUCAAAAACAGUCGAUUUAGACCUACUAGACAUCGAAUUUAAAAUGGUAGAUGGUCAAAUGAAAGAAAGUGAAAUUCAGAAACUAGUUUCUUUAAAUAGCAUAGAUGAAUUAAUAUUGAAGUUUGUUAGAACAUCCUUAAGUGUCUGGAGUGUAUCAUUACUUUCUGAGUGUAUUUCAAAUGGACUUAAUGUACGGAGCCUAUCUAUAUAUGAAGGAGAUUUAAGCGAUGAUCAUAUCAAAUGUUUACAAAGUUGUAUACCACAUUUACGUAUAUUAAAUCUUACGCGUGAUUCGGAAAUGACGCUAACCUCAAUGCAGCACUUAUCAAAAUCAAUUAAACAAGGUUUAGAAAAAAUCUCAAACUUUUCUUCAUAUUUUUUCCAUCUGGUUGUUUGUUACUUCUGUGACAUGAAGCGCUGGAAACUUUAAAGUUAUUACAGCCUUUCUGUAUUCUUGUAAAAUGUAACGAACGUAAACGUUUUGUAAAAUAAACAAUUUUUUGUAAGAUAAUUUUUUUAACGAAUUUAUUCUUCUUUUAACUUUAAAUAUAAUCUCUAAAUAAUCUUUAACAAAUAAAUAAAUAUGAAAUUUCAUGUUGUAGAUUAUUUUAUGAAGAAAUCUGCUUUUGAGUUAAA